AUGAAGUGGAGGGAACUGUCCGGCGUACUCUGUGACAACAGGAUGCCGGUGCGUGUGAAAGGGAAGGCAUACAAAAUCAUCAAUAAUCUCAUUUAUGGUAGUGAAUGCUGGCCCAUAAAACAGGCCCAUGCGACAAAAAUACACGCAGCGGAAAUGAGGAUGCUCAGAUGGGCUGGAGGUGUUACCCUUGCCGACAAAGUGAGAAACACUCAUAUCCGUGGAAGCUUCAAGAUUAGACCAAUUGAAGAGAAGCUGUCGGAAAGACGUCACCAAUGGUAUGGCCACGUGAUGAGAAGACCUGAAGAGCACAUGACCAAGCGAGUCUUGGCCAUAAAUUCUGGACCGAAAAAGCGAGGUAGACCUCUACAAACUUGGAUGUCUGUUAUCAACAAAGACCUGAAGAAAGCUCAAGUAAAUGAUUCGACGACCCGGAAUCGAUGUCUCUGGCGAAGAAUGACGAGGAGAGCCGACCCCAAGUGA
Colias croceus (clouded yellow) is the source of this 480-nucleotide messenger RNA. RefSeq lists its product as uncharacterized. NCBI's taxonomy places the organism in Eukaryota, Metazoa, Arthropoda, Insecta, Lepidoptera, Pieridae. Bases 1 to 480 code for a protein of 159 amino acids. The transcript has a single exon. The record is from RefSeq and is a predicted model, not a curated record.